UUCCACUGGAAUAUUACCAGGUGGGGUAGCUUGAAGAAAAUCAACUGGAGCAUGGUUUUCGACGCCGGCGGCACUCAGUGGCAGCUAAAGCUCAUGCUAAAGGGCAACAGGUCCACAGGCAAUGUCUCAAUCUACCUCUGCCACGUUCCUACCGACCGCACUGCCAACAGGAAGGUCUAUGCGUCGUUCUCAUUUGCGAUAUCCAACGCAAAAGUCCCGUCAAUUGUAGCUGUCGAAAGCACAUCACACGAAUUCACCCAUGUGGAAGACGACUUUGGGUUCACCGGGUUCAUCGACAAGGCUGAUUUGCGAAAGCGUCUGCCCGGCUACACCCGGCCUUUGCUGGUUGAAGACCGCCUGCGCAUUAGUGUCUAUCUACGCGUCUACCACUACCAGGACGGACUAGCCGACGGCAACGAUAGCGACUAUGAAGAUAUCAGCGACAGUGAGGAAAUCGACCAGCCAGCUGGCCUUCGAGGACGCUCUCAGGCUGGCUUCUUGGGUCUGGCCAAUGACAGUGCAUCGCUAUAUAUGAAUUCGCUGGUGCUAUCACUCUAUCACAUACCGAUGCUUCGCAUGGCUGUGGCGCGUAUAGACAGGCGUGGCGGGAGGCAAGGCAGGGCCCUUGGCCAUGCCCUGCGGACUACCUUUGAAAGUCUACGUGCUGACGACUCUCCUCCAGACGCCUCUGCCAUUGUCGCUGCACUACAGGAUCAGUACGACGAACUGCCCCGAACAGCAACCAUCCAGCAUUAUAUGCGCCUUCUCUGCGAGAACCUUGGACAGCGCAUGCGUGGCACUCAGGACGAGGGAAUAAUUGACAGCCUGUUCAUGGGGCUGUGCCGCACGACCACAAAAUGCCUAGAUGUCAAUUAUCACAGCUCUCGUUCAGAGCCCAUUUACGAUCUGUCGCUCAACAUCAACGUCCCAUCUACGCUGCAGGAGGCAAUUGAUGCUUACUGUGCACCAGAGGUUCUCCGUGGCGACAACAGAUAUCUAACCAAUUCAUAUGGAUACCAAGAUGCGACUCGCAGUAUUGGAUUCGAAAAACUGCCACCAGUGCUACAUAUACACCUCAAUCGCUUCGAAUACGAUGUGAACUCUGGAGCGCUUCGAAAGAGCUCGCACAGACUCAAGUAUGCGAUGCACCUUAACCUGGCUCAACACCUCGCUCUCAAUGCUGACCGGUCCCAGACAUGGCCCUACGCCCUGCAUGGCAUCUUGCUGCACACUGGAGACACGGAGGCUGGCCGGCACUUUUGUAUAUUGCGUCCUAGAAUCGCUGACGAGUGGUUCUGCUUCGAGGACGACCUCGUAUACCCUGUUUCGUCGGAUUUUGUGCUGGACGCAACUGAUGAGAUUGGCCACGGCGUCGAGCAGGACGACCCCCGCGUCCGUGACCACCAGAGGACAAGCAGGUUUAAGAACGCAUACAUGCUGGUGUACAUCCGUACCACUAUGCUCACGCAGAUAUUUGGGUUCCAAGACAGUUUGCCCAGACCACCACCGCCCCCAGCUACACCAGCCGAACCACGCGCAUCGUCAUCUAUUUCUCGACAGUCGGACGAACAGCUGACGGUAGUAGCAUACGUCAUCACCCAUGACCAAGUGGUAAACCACCAAGGGUUUGACCUCUGCAACCAUCCCAAUAUCGGAGGCCUCUCGGGGAACAGUCUAGUUGAGCUGUUUGUACCGUUGACAGCGACAACUGCUGAGCUCAGGAGUCGGGCUGCUUCAUCGUUGGGCUGUCGGCCAGAUGAAUUCAGAUUCUGGUGCAUGACACCUCGCGUAAACAAGACGCUGCGCUGUGAGAUGCCAAUGGCCUGGUCAUCCACCACCACGGUCAAGGAUCUAAUAAAGUAUCAUGGAACGUCGUCCAACUCGCUUUAUCUGUACUGCGAGUUGCGUAUGCUGAGCGACCCGGUGUUCUUUGGUCGGAUACCGAUACCGCAAGGAGUUACCAUGAUCCAUUUGAAAUUCUACAACCAUGCUGAGGGCAAGAUGAUUGGGCUCGGCCACAUCUACGUCAACGCCAGGCUGCCGAUAAAGACCAUCCUUCCGAUCCUCUGCCAAAAGGCGGGCCUUGCAAAGAAGACUGAGCUGCUGCUUUAUGAAGAGAUCAAGCCGUGGCUAAUCGAAGCUAUCGAUCCCAAAAAGAAAUUCGAGCAAGUAGAGCUUCAGCUGGGCGACAUCAUUUGCUUCCAGGCCAAAGCAAGC
Molecule: messenger RNA, 2217 nt
Organism: Linderina pennispora
Lineage: Eukaryota; Fungi; Kickxellomycota; Kickxellomycetes; Kickxellales; Kickxellaceae
Product: cysteine proteinase
Exons: 1
Biological process (GO): protein deubiquitination; regulation of protein stability
Cellular component (GO): cytosol; nucleus
Molecular function (GO): cysteine-type deubiquitinase activity; cysteine-type endopeptidase activity; protein binding
Source: RefSeq, a predicted model, not a curated record